UCUGGCCAGCCCUUGGACGCCCCCUCAGAUGAAUGGGACCGGGGAUGACUGAGAACUACAGCUCUUGGGCUGGCCGCGUUGGUGGCAGCCGCGGAAGAAGAGUGGACCGAGACGGCCCUCGGGCAACGAACAGCGGGCGGUGGUGAUGUUCAGUGAGGGCUUACUAGGGUAGCGAUCUAGAAGGGCGCUCUGCGCGCUCGCACCCUGUGCCUCCCACCGGCCAUGCGCCCGGCCUUCGCGGUGGGCCUGGUGUUCGCAGGCUGCUGCAGUAAUGUGAUCUUCCUAGAGCUGCUGGCCCGGAAGCACCCAGGAUGUGGGAACAUCGUGACAUUUGCACAGUUCUUAUUUAUUGCUGUGGAAGGCUUCCUUUUUGAAGCUGACUUGGGAAGGAAGCCACCAGCUAUCCCAUUAAGGUACUAUGCCAUCAUGGUGAUCAUGUUCUUCACUGUCAGCGUGAUGAACAACUAUGCCCUGAACCUGAACAUCGCCAUGCCCCUGCAUAUGAUAUUCAGAUCAGGCUCCCUGAUUGCCAACAUGAUCCUAGGAAUUAUCAUUUUGAAGAAAAGAUACAGUAUGUUCAAGUACACCUCCAUUGCCCUGGUGUCUGCAGGGAUAUUUAUUUGCACGUUCAUGUCUGCAAAGCAGGUGACUUCCCAGUCCAGCUUGAGUGAGAAGGAUGGAUUCCAGGCAUUUGCAUGGUGGUUACUAGGCAUUGGAGCACUGACCUUUGCCCUGCUGAUGUCAGCGAGGAUGGGCAUAUUCCAAGAGACUUUAUACAAACAAUUUGGGAAACACUCCAAGGAGGCAUUAUUUUAUAAUCACGCCCUUCCACUUCCUGGUUUCAUCUUCUUGGCCUCUGAUAUUUAUGAUCAUGUCGUUCUGUUCAAUAAGUCUGAACUCUAUCAGAUUCCAGUCAUCAGUGUGGCUAUGCCCAUCAUGUGGUUCUACCUCCUCAUGAAUGUUGUGACUCAAUACGUGUGCAUCCGGGGUGUGUUCAUCCUGACAACAGAGUGCACCUCGCUCACCGUCACGCUGGUUGUGACUCUGCGCAAGUUUGUGAGCCUCAUCUUUUCCAUCCUGUACUUCCAGAACCCGUUCACUCUGUGGCACUGUCUGGGCACCUUGUUUGUCUUCAUUGGGACCUUAAUGUACACAGAGGUGUGGAAGAACUUAGGGACCACAAAAAGUCAGCUGCCGAAGGACGACAAGAAGGACUGAGGUCUGCCAGGGACAGACAGCAGUGUUACGUGGUAGAGGCCUCGGGCGCAUUUCACUUUGGUUAAUGCGAGAUUACCACAGUAUUGAACCCAGCGGCCAGAGCAUCUGGGAAGGAUGAGACGCAUCUGCUUUUCCUGGCCGCCAGACAGCGUUUGUAGACUCCGCAUAGGCAUCCCUGAGACAGAAUAAACAACACAGACAAGGCUACCAGGCAGACUCUUGGGUAGCCUCUGCAUUUGCUUUCCUGUUUGUGUGCCAGAACAUCAGAACCACACUUGUUGAAUUCCAGGUCCUCCGAGCCACUAGUUUUCCACCCAUGCAAUGGCCUUAGAUAAGGCCAUGCCCUUGUUGCUACUGACGGUGUUAUUGUGACAGCCAUUACCCUUCUGUAGCUGUGUACCUCUUUCCCCAUCACCUCUCCACACUUCAGCACUUUACAGUGUAGCCCAUGUUCCAGGCACAGUCGGGCACUGAGGGAUCCGGUGGGCAUGUGACAAAUUAGACCCCGGGAGUGGUGCGGCUGAACUCCCUCCAGUGCGCUGGGAAAGAGGCGGAGCCCUGGUGGUGCGUGGCUGGAUGCUGCUGAUGCUGGAGCAUCACUUUAGUAUUUUAAUCAGUGCAAGGACCACAUGCUUCCUCCACCUGCUGCUUUCUGGGCUGAGAGCGGUCCCGCAGCGCUCGUGGCAUAUGAGAAAGGAAGAAAGGUUGGGAGCGGAUUGAGAAGAGGGAGACCUUCAUCCAUCUCCCAUAUGAAGCUCCUCAGCCGGUUACAGACAUGGUGACGGAAGCAUGACCCAGCACAGCUCACUCCAUCAGCGCCCUGAGACAGUUGUCCCGUGAAGCCACACACACUCAUUUUUCAGGUGUGCCUGUGACAAGCUUUAAGGCCCGGUAUUUAGUAUUUAGAAGGCACCUCUUCCUGUCACUCUGAGAGCCGCCACCUGUCGAAUCACUGACGAGUAGAUUGAUAUACAGGUGUGAGUGUGAUGUAUGAAUCAGGUCAAAGCCCGCUACCAGAGUGAGGUCUUGUUUUCCCAUAGAUAUCAGACUGUUCCUGAUGGGUGUGGCUAGGAGGUUGCAUGUGAGCAGAACAUGUUUACAUACAGAAACACACCUCCUUUCUGCUGAUUGUUCUGAAGGUCUGGUUUUCCUGUCAUGGAUAAUCUUGAGAAUGAGUAACCCUGUCAGAUAGUGUGUGUGUGUGUGUGUGUGUGUGUGUGUGUGUGUGCGUGCGUGUGUGCGUGUGUGCGCGCGCGCGCUUGUAUGUGCCCUCAGCUGGACUGUAUGUGACUGAAGAGUGUGUUGUUUUAGUUCCUCUUUUCUCCACUUAGACUGAGACCCUCAUUAACCUCACCUAGCUGCCGGCUCCUCGGCAAGCAGCUAAACUCACUGUUUCUCUUGCGUAUAGACAAAGGCCUUUCAUCCUUUUGCUGUGUGCAGACUGUGCUCUCAAACUGAGACGUGGCUCUCCACGUUUCUUAGACUCACUUUAGUUCUUUAUCCCAUUGUCUGAAGAUUCUUUGAUGGGUCUGAACGGCAGCAGUAAAGAGAAGUGCCCCAGUCCUCCGGGUCCCUGGGGAAGGCAGUUAAAACUGCCUUGCUUUUUUGUUACAUUAAAUACAGGUACUGAUUCUCCACCUAAGUCCCCAGGUUUACAGACUGAUUUGUCGUUCCAGCCAUUCACAACUUCCCUGUGCUGGUAAUGCUCUAUUCACAAAGAUGCCGAAUUAGAUGCGAACCCCAUUCAUGGACCCAGAAACUCCUUGACUGCUUUGAAAUAUGUGGGGUCGCUUGGCCCAGCCUUGCUAUAAAUACCAAGUGUUAAAUGUUCCCUUAAAAGGCUGGAAUAAAGUGGUCUCUCCUUCAUGUGUAACAGGAGAAUCUGCCCCUGAGGCUCCAUUCUGAUUACUCCUAACAGGACCCAGCCUUCAGUUCCCCAGCGCUCUCCUCUCCAUCCCGCGAGAGUGAGGCACUUCGUAGUUACCUGAGACUGGCUGACUCAGACAGGACUGAACCGGACCCGCCAUUUCACAACGUCUGUCCCUCUUAAUACGAAUACUUUGUGAGUCUUAUUAGAGGAGAUGUAGGGACAAAUAAGAGGUCAGAGCACUCACAAAACAAAAUGUUCAGCUGAAAGGACAGAGCACACAAGGGCCCCAGCCUGCUUCCUCCUACGCUCUAGUUAGAUAGAAGAAAAUGGAUCUAACAGACACUGCUUACACUUUUGUAGAAUUGCUGUUGCAAAGGUUUUUUUGCUUUAAUUUUCAUUGUAUAUUUUCAUUGCACAUGGUCCUGUGGGGGACAUUUUCAUACGACUGAGCACAUCCUCCCCCCACUAACCCCCUUCCCCCCUCCUGUCUGCCUGUUAGGCCCCUUUCUUCCUCUGUACAGUUUUGCUUCUGCCUUCAGAUCACAUAUACAUCCGUGAUUUUGUGUCUCUACACAAAGUCUAGGAACUGCAAAUGAGAGAACAAUCUGAUGUUUGUCUUUCCUACCCUGGCUGAAUUUGCUUACUAGGAUUCAUCUCCAAAUCCAUUCAUAAAAUCAUUCUUUAAAAAGCUGUUCCUCUGGCCUGGUUCCUUUUUCCAUGCAGAUUGUAACAAUUUUAAAGGGGGCAAAUAAGCCAUCUCAUCAAGGCCAGAGUCACUGGAUGUAGAGAUAUGUCUACUAAACAUCCUUGUUCUUUCAGCUUCAGGAACAUCAUGUAGUGCAACUCAGGGUAGGGCUUAAUACGUAGUGUACUUUAGAGCAAGAGUCAGCCAGGAAGUGUACUGUUUCUGCGUGCCCACGCAACAGCCUGACUGGUGUGUUUGCCGAGGUGGCGGGAGAGGACGGUGGGUUCUUGAGUUAUAUUUAAUCCCUGCGUCUCCUAUAACCAACAUACUUUUGUAAAUGCUAUCUUUAUCACUGUUAUUAGAAAUGUCGUUUCAGAUUUUGAACUUUUUUCUUGCAGUACUGAGGAUCAAACCCAGGGUUCCAUACAUAUUGUGGGUUCUUUUAUUUUCUUUUCAUCCGACUAAAACAACCAACAACACACUAGCUAGAGGUAUAUACAGUUCAGUUCAUGGUGGGAUUUGGUGUGUGUUUCCUUUUCCCUUCUUCCCGCCUAGUUGACCAAAGCACAGCACUGCAGUUCCCUGCCAGGGUGGUCGGUGUCCCCAUAGCUCCCUCUUCUGGGAGAAGCACAUGAUAGUUGCAAGGGUUCUCAACCUUUGUACCCCUCUUCCUCCCUUCUGGGGCCAGGCUUUGGUUUUUGCAGUUUUCUUCCUAGCUGUACCCCGGUCCCUUACUGCGCCUGCAUUCCCUUUGCUAUUUCCUACUGAGCAAUACCUGUCAUUCUUGCUCAUGCCUCUGUUCUUUGGGGCCUCUUGAUAUCUUUUUAGGAGUUUUAUAGGGUGUUUAUAUCUGUCCAGCAUGUUUUAUGUGGUGUUCCUGUAAGCAAGCAUUGCUGUAAAAGUGCAGUGUAUAGGGAACAUGGCAGAGUGUUUAAAGGGCAUGUGAACACGGAAGCUUUGUCUCAGCUGUCUGCAUAUUCUUUUCCAGCUCAGCCCAAGAGCAGAGAAUCCCUGCCAUCUUCCCUGCUACCUGCCCCUUCUUACUUGAUUCCUUUUAGCCUAGAGAUGGGGAAGGGGAAACGCAAAGUCAGGGAUAAUUCUAAAUCAGUGAAUUAGCUGCGGGUGGUGGAAAUGAUGUCGGAGAACCAGUUUGAGUGAACCUGAGCAGGUAGACACGUGCGCUCGGAGAAAACCACAUUGUAGAGAUCUGAAACUAAGGUCCUCUCUGCGGCUAGAAGUAGAUAGAAUUAGGAGGAAUUCUGCUCCUGCUAGAUCAACAAAGCGUUUUGGUCUCAGUUGGCUUUCUGCUGAAGUUGUUGACCGAAUCUUGUCUGUGGCAGCUCAUGCUAACAUUGAGAGAACUGCCAGUGUAGAGAAAUGUGCUCAUUUUCCCUAUUGGUUGGUGUAAUGUUUGGAAAUAAACAAUAUUUAGGUACAUA
Arvicola amphibius (Eurasian water vole) is the source of this 5212-nucleotide messenger RNA. RefSeq names its product solute carrier family 35 member B4 (gene Slc35b4). The record is from RefSeq and is a predicted model, not a curated record. Gene Ontology annotation, cellular component: endoplasmic reticulum membrane; Golgi membrane. Bases 223 to 1218 code for a protein of 331 amino acids. NCBI's taxonomy places the organism in Eukaryota, Metazoa, Chordata, Mammalia, Rodentia, Cricetidae. The transcript is spliced from 10 exons. Gene Ontology annotation, biological process: transmembrane transport. Gene Ontology annotation, molecular function: UDP-xylose transmembrane transporter activity; UDP-N-acetylglucosamine transmembrane transporter activity.